Lagopus leucura (white-tailed ptarmigan) is the source of this 2280-nucleotide messenger RNA. It is a transcript of the gene NIPAL1, whose product is annotated as NIPA like domain containing 1. The transcript has 6 exons. Gene Ontology annotation, cellular component: membrane. The coding region runs from base 174 to 1334 and encodes 386 amino acids. Gene Ontology annotation, molecular function: magnesium ion transmembrane transporter activity. Gene Ontology annotation, biological process: magnesium ion transport. The record is from RefSeq and is a predicted model, not a curated record. Lineage: Eukaryota; Metazoa; Chordata; Aves; Galliformes; Phasianidae.
AGCUGUAAACCGCACGGUCGGGGGUUAAUAGGGAUGGGCUGGCAUCUCCCCGAGUGGGAGAAGUGGGUACGGCUCCUGCCAGCGUGACCCGGCCUGGGAAUGCAGCGAAAGUGGACGGUUAUGCAUCUGGUAGAAGCAAAUGGCUGUUGGGAUGAGGUGCUGUUUUUGGGCUCAUGCCAUCAUAUCUACCAGGCCCGGGGCCAGGCCUUCAGUGGGGCCAAAUCCCUCCUUCUCCCCUCUCCCCUAUGGAUGGGACUUUUAAUGAAACAAGCCUGAGGCCUUCUAAACCUGCAGGAAGCCAGUACCAGCCCUACAUUGGCCUGGCUCUGGCAGUCAGUUCCAACAUCUUCAUUGGAUCCAGCUUCAUCCUGAAGAAGAAGGGCCUCCUGAAGCUGGCCACCAAAGGAGUUCCCCGUGCUGGGCAUGGUGGGUAUUCCUACUUGAAAGAAUGGCUUUGGUGGGCUGGACUGCUUUCAAUGGGAUUGGGAGAAGCUGCAAACUCUGCUGCUUAUGCCUUUGCACCAGCAACCUUAGUUACCCCUUUGGGUGCACUGAGUGUUCUCAUAAGUGCUAUAUUGUCAUCCUACUUUCUGAAGGAGAAGCUGAAUAUUCACGGCAAGUUGGGCUGUGUUCUGAGUGCUUUGGGUUCUACAGUCAUGGUUAUUCAUGCCCCAGAGGAGGAGGAGAUCACCUCAUUGGAUGAGAUGGAAAUAAAACUGCAAGAUCCAGCGUUUGUUGCAUUUGCUGUUCUCCUAAUAUCUGUUGUCCUCGUGUUGAUUUUCAUUGCGGCUCCACGGAGAGGUCAAACUAAUAUACUGAUCUACGUUUUAAUUUGUUCACUUAUUGGUGCCUUCUCUGUGUCAUCUGUCAAAGGCCUGGGCAUUGCCAUUAAAGAAAUGCUGGAGUGGAAGCCAGUUUAUCGACAUCCCCUGGUUUAUGUUUUGGUGGGAAUCCUAUUGCUCUCAGUCAGCACCCAGAUCAAUUAUCUCAACAAAGCACUGGACACAUUUAACACAUCUCUAGUGACACCUAUUUAUUACGUGUGUUUCACCACCACAGUGGUGACAUGUUCCAUCAUCCUGUUCAAGGAAUGGAGUAGUAUGGACCUGGAUGACAUCCUUGGGACCCUCAGUGGAUUCUCCAGUAUUAUAAUUGGAAUUUUUCUAUUACAUGCUUUCAAAAACAUAGAUAUCACCUGGAGCCAGUUGAUGUCCAGUGUUACAAAAGAAUCAUCAUUGCCACAUUGUGAGUAUGAAACCUCUCACACUUUACUGGAAAGCAUGGAAGACCCAGCUGUGUUAUAUGGGGAAGACAAUGUUUUAUUCAGCCAAUGAAACUCUCAAGUGACAGCUUCUCAUUCCACUGUCAUGAACUGCAGACUUACCUGUAUCUACCAGACCGCUCUUCGUCACUGCUAUCCUCUGGAAAACUGCCUGUAAAGGCACACUCCUCUGUGUGCCAGAUGUUGGUAAUAAUGAAUUAAAAUGUUCAAUAAUUGACAUGAGGGACAGAAACCUGGUGGUUAUAAUAUGUCAAGAAGUGAACAAGUUUGUCUAUUUUUUAUGCAACAUCUCCUAUUGGAGAAUUUUAGCAAGAAAGGAUUUUUUCCCACAUCUUGGGCUGUUCAGGGUGAUGCUUGCCAGAGAUUUAGCAAGAGAGCUGGAUUAUUAAAAAUGACUUCUGAUCAGCUGAGAUAUAUAUGCCAAGCAGAAUCUCUUCAUAAAGCAGGCUGUGUAAUGUGCAAGCAGUGGAGUAAAUGUUGACACUUUAGGUUCCAUUGUUCUGUGAACAGAAAGCUCACAAUUCUUCUGUAGAAACAAAAUGGUUGCUACAGCUUGCAGCAUGCUUGCACACGUGCUUGUGUUGUGCCAAGUUUAAUCCCGAUGCCAAAGCCAUGCACCUCCUUUCUGAAAGGUGUUCAUGAAACUUCUUACUUGUUAAUGACUUUUAUUUUAGUGAGGAUUUAGAAGCUAUGAAAACCUGAGAAGUGGCUCUAGGGAUACUUGAAGUUAUUUCUAAACUGCAAGCAUCUUUUUUUUCCACUUGAAUAGGUUUGUAAUUGACAUACGUACAGGAGGAAGUAGUAAUUGUACCAAUCACCUAGACAUUAUUUCUAAAUCCUUGAUUAGAUGAAGCAGGAAUUCUGUAUUUCCUACUGGACCUGCUUAUCUACUUUUAUGUGUAAAUAACAUCUACUAGGAAAACAAUGUUAUUUUCUUGCAAUAUCAGAAAAUCAAAGUUGAUGCUUAUUUCCAUGGUGUACAAGAACUCAAAAAUGUU